AAACAUCAUCCCAGACACAAUUCAACCCACUCGAUAUGGCACAAUCAUCUCAAUCCCCUUUUAAUGAACGCGAUGCCGGUCUCUUGAUGGUAUUUGCAGACCCUGGAAAAGAGGCAACAGAGGCAGAGUUCCAUGAAUGGUACGAGAACGAACAUAUCCCUUUACGUACCUCUACUCUUCCCGAAUUUUUAUCAGCAGCAAGAUACAAAGUCACAUCAUCCAACUUCGUCUCAUCAACAGAUCCAAAUCCUUCAGCCGCAUUCAAGGCACCUUGGUGUGCCUAUUACACAAUCUCUUCCAAUGCUCUUUUCACUGAUUCACGUUAUACAGAUUUACGUACAAAUCGAUCAAAACGUGAAGGUGAAUUGAUCGGUAGGCUAGGCGUUUUGGAUCGUAGGAUUUACAGAUUAAUUUAUGAUAGUGCGGCAGAAGGUGCGAUUGAUAUUGCUGCUGAUAGCAGAGAUGGAAUUGGACCAGCACCUGCAGAUUUAUCACCUCAAUCAAAAGAAGAUGUUGAAAAGAAUGCUACUUAUGCAGUCGCCACAAGUGUUACACCAGCUGAAGGAAAUAAGAAGGCUUACGAUGAAUGGUAUGCUCGUGAACAUGUCGGCAUGUUGAAGAAAGUACCAGGUUGGAAACGAACAAGGAGGUAUGAAUUAAUCGAUGCUUUGGUUAAUGGAAAGGAUGUGAAGCCUAAUAAUGGUGAUGCGGCCGAAAUACCAAUCUGUUUAGGUCUUCAUGAAUAUUCCACACCCGAUUUUGAGCAAACGGAAGAAUACAAAGCCGCACUCGAUACACCUUGGCGAUCUCAAGUGAUCGAAGGAGGAAUUGUGCGUCGGGAAAGGAGGGUGAUGAAUCUCUAUCAUGCCUUUAAUCCGGACUCAGCUAUCAAAGCACAAGGAAAUUCACUUUAA
This is a messenger RNA of Meira miltonrushii, 914 nucleotides long. RefSeq lists its product as uncharacterized. Bases 36 to 914 code for a protein of 292 amino acids. Lineage: Eukaryota; Fungi; Basidiomycota; Exobasidiomycetes; Exobasidiales; Brachybasidiaceae. The record is from RefSeq and is a predicted model, not a curated record. The transcript is spliced from 2 exons.